Messenger RNA from Indicator indicator, 1611 nucleotides. RefSeq names its product solute carrier family 18 member A1 (gene SLC18A1). Gene Ontology annotation, molecular function: serotonin:sodium:chloride symporter activity; xenobiotic transmembrane transporter activity. The annotation marks the transcript as partial. The transcript is spliced from 16 exons. NCBI's taxonomy places the organism in Eukaryota, Metazoa, Chordata, Aves, Piciformes, Indicatoridae. Gene Ontology annotation, cellular component: terminal bouton; synaptic vesicle membrane. Gene Ontology annotation, biological process: xenobiotic transport; aminergic neurotransmitter loading into synaptic vesicle; transmembrane transport. The record is from RefSeq and is a predicted model, not a curated record.
GCAGCAGGCAGAGCAUCCAGGAGGCUGGUGCUGGUGGUGGUCUUCGUUGCACUGCUGCUGGACAACAUGCUGCUGACGGUUGUGGUGCCCAUCGUGCCAACCUUCCUCUACACCACAGAAUACAAAGGCAUCAACACCUCUGCUGCCCCAGCCCAGACUGAGCUGGCUCCUCCAGCCUCAAGGGCUCCUCCUUUCUCCUUUGUGUUCUCCUAUUUUGACAACACCACGGUGCCCAUCUCGGGCUCCAUGAGCACGGUGGGCUUGGGGAACAGGACAGAGAGCAGCCCCCCAGCAGAGCCCCCCACCAGCAGCCCCCCAUCAGCAAGCAGCUGCCUGGAGGGUGAGGAGUUCCUGGCCGAGGAGAACGUCCGUGUGGGGCUGCUGUUUGCCUCCAAGGCUCUGGUGCAGCUGGUGGUCAACCCAGCCGUGGGGCACCUGACCAACAGGAUAGGAUACCACAUCCCCAUGUUCGUCGGGUUCACCAUCAUGUUCCUCUCCACUCUCAUGUUUGCCUUCUCAGGCACCUACACCCUGCUCUUCAUCGCCAGAGCCCUCCAAGGCAUCGGCUCCUCCUUCUCAUCAGUUGCAGGCUUGGGCAUGCUGGCCAGCGUCUACACCGACGACCUCCAGAGGGGCAGCGCCAUGGGGAUCGCUCUGGGAGGCCUGGCCUUGGGUGUGCUGAUCGGGGCCCCUUUUGGAAGUGUGAUGUAUGAACUCGUGGGGAAAUCAUCUCCCUUCCUGGUCCUGGCAUUCCUUUCCCUCUUGGAUGGAGCUUUGCAGCUCUGCAUACUGCAGCCCUCCAAGAUCUCCCCUGAGAGCUCCAAGGGCACACCAGUGUCCACCCUGCUGCGAGACCCCUACAUCCUGAUAGCUGCAGGAGCCCUCUGCUUCUCCAACAUGGGGGUGGCCAUGCUGGAGCCCACCUUGCCCAUCUGGAUGAUGCAAACGAUGUGCUCCCCUCAAUGGCAGCUAGGGAUGGCCUUUCUCCCUGCCAGCAUCUCCUACCUCAUUGGCACCAACCUCUUUGGGAUCCUGGCUAACAAAAUGGGUCGGUGGCUGUGCUCCCUCAUUGGCAUGGCUGUGGUGGGGAUCAGCCUCCUCUGUGUACCUCUGGCCAAAACAAUUUCUGGGCUGAUCGGUCCCAACGCUGGGCUGGGCUUUGCCAUAGGGAUGGUGGACUCCUCCAUGAUGCCUAUCAUGGGCUACCUGGUGGACCUUCGCCACACCUCUGUCUAUGGCAAUGUCUAUGCCAUAGCUGAUGUGGCCUUCUGCAUGGGCUUUGCUAUAGGCCCCUCCACAGGUGGUGCAGUUGUACGAGCUGUUGGCUUCCCCUGGCUGAUGAUCAGCAUUGGAGUCCUCAACAUUGCUUAUGCUCCUCUCUGCUGGUACCUGCGCAGCCCUCCUGCUAAAGAGGAGAAGAUUGCAAUCUUAAGCCAGGAGUGCCCCCUGCAAACCAAAAGCUACAGCACUCACAAGACCCUGCCUGACCUCCCUCUCAGCGGCGGCAGUGAUGUGGAGGCAGAGAAGUCCGCGCUGCCGCCACGACAGCUCCGCCCGGCCCGGCCCGCCCCGCCCACGGCCCUCACCGCCCACGGCCCUCACUUCCGGUGA